This is a messenger RNA of Anneissia japonica, 1472 nucleotides long. RefSeq names its product CMP-N-acetylneuraminate-poly-alpha-2,8-sialyltransferase-like. Gene Ontology annotation, biological process: oligosaccharide metabolic process; N-glycan processing. The transcript is spliced from 7 exons. Bases 178 to 1359 code for a protein of 393 amino acids. The record is from RefSeq and is a predicted model, not a curated record. Lineage: Eukaryota; Metazoa; Echinodermata; Crinoidea; Comatulida; Comatulidae. Gene Ontology annotation, molecular function: alpha-N-acetylneuraminate alpha-2,8-sialyltransferase activity.
GCAAGGAAUACAAGUCAAUCGCAUUCAAUGUUACGAAUCAAUCAUCGUCAUCAUAUAGCCCAGAGUACAAGAGGUUCUAUUUUAUCUAUGGUACAAGUACGGUCGACUGCAUAAAUCCCAAAGGACGCAGCAUAUUGUUCGUAAUCAAGAACCUAUGAGAAUACCACUGUUUCACUGAUGGAGAGACGGUCCAUAAUUCUUCGACUCUUAUCCUCUGCUAUCCUCUUUACGGGAAUUAUUACAAUAAUGCUUGUAUAUAUCACAAGUUCAAAUCUAAAACUAGCUGCACACUUCACUUCUAAAAGUUACCAUGUAAAUCAUCAUUUGGCAGCGCAGAUGAGGUGCAAGGAAUACAAGUCAAUCGCAUUCAAUGUUACGAAUCAAUCAUCGUCAUCAUAUAGAAACUACUGGACGUCUAAACAGUUUAAUGAGUCUGAUAAUUACGAUUUCAACACUAGUUAUUCAGCAAUCAAGAAAGCAUUGUACUCGUUGAGACGUCUUCUUCCACACAAACUUGUCAUUUUGAUUGAAAAUCAAACAAUGAAAAAGAAGAAACUAAUAACGAAACAACGAAGACAACGAAUAAAAUGGAGAAAAAAACAAGAACAAUCAAGAGAUGACUUUAAAGCGCUGUCAAUUACUUUGAUUCAAAAUGCAAAAUGGAAAGAAGUUCCAAAGAUAUAUUCAACAGUUCCGAAAAAACGGUCUUGUGCAGUCAUUGGAAAUUCUGGCAUCCUACUCAAUAGCUCUUGUGGAUGCGAAAUCGAUUCACAUGAGUUUGUAUUGCGUUCGAACAUCGCGCCAAUUUUAGGAUUCGAAAAAGACGUUGGAUACACACACGGCUUUGUUUCAUUAAAUCUUGAACUUUCACAGAUUGCCACCUCUUGUUUAAAAAAUUCAUCGAAUCCAUGUUUUGAAGAAAUGGUGAAUAGGUUUAAAGUUUAUGACCAAUCAAUAAUCUGGCUCUCCAAACUUAGUGGUAAACCAUCGAAGAAAACUUAUCUUGGAGUAUUAUCGCAGCUGCAAAAACACAACAUAAAUCCAAAGAUUGCAUACCCUUUCACAUCGAUUGGAACACGUAUUAUAAGUCUCUGGAACAUAACAAAUCCGUCGUCAGGUCUUUAUCUCUAUACUGUGGCAGCAUCUUUAUGCGAUGACAUCUCCUUGUAUGGUUUCUAUCCGUUUUACACAUCAUCGGACGGUACGCAAUUAAAACAUCAUUACUAUGAAAACAGAUCAAUGGACUACGCAAAAUCACAUCGCAUGCCGGAAGAAUUCAAAUUGUUCACAGUUUUACAUAAAUUUGGGUUUAUUCGAUUGGUUUUAGACAGAUGUUCACAAGAUAGUAGGAGAUUGUAAGUCUCAGCUAAAAUAUCUUGAAUAUAAAACAAAUAAUAAUGUUGUAUACAAUUCUAUAAUGUUUAUCUGUGAUGAAUGAAACUACUAUAAUAAUUAUUGUAAUUAAUAAAUGU